GCAUAAUGAAUUGAUUUAAUUAACAGGGGAAUCCGAGGGGUCUCUGGAAACUGCGCGCAUUUAUUCAGCAGCGGCAGAGGCGAGCGCGGCACACCAACUGGAAGCGAGGAGGAGAGGAGAGGCGAGGAGAGAGGCGGGCGGCGCGACUUCGCUUUUAGCAGUUGUCAGAUUUGCGAUUGGAUUUGUUUGAAUUUAGUUGCCGUUUCGGAGCAAAUGAGAAGGCGAGCGGGAGAGCAUUAACAGAGCGCAGCCGUUCAGUCUCAUCCGACCGUAUGUGUACUCUCUCUCUCUCUCUCUCUCUCACACACACACACGCACACGCACACACACGGUUUUAAACGUUUUUCAUUGUUUUUCGGCAUUUUUCCUCCUCCUCCUUCGCAUGGAAUUCAUCAAGGGCAACAAACGCUGUGCGAUUUAUUUGCGCUGCAGUUCAGCCCGGAGAGGGGCUCUCGUCGUGGUUAUGGCCGCAUUCCGUGUGUGAAUUAUUACUGGUAGAGCGGGAGAAGAGGCGCAGAGAGCGAUCCGUCAUUCUAAGGGCUGUUUUACUUAUUUUUCUUACAUUUUUGUUAUAUUUGGGGAGGCUUGCCGAGACGUGCAGCGUUUAGUCCGCCGCGCGUUUCGAAGCCGCUUCCAGGAGCCGCUGUGGAAGCUGUGAACAGACCGAGCCGUGCAGCCCUGCUGGAGCCGAGGACGGACCGCCCGGGGAAGGACUCCUCGUUCCUCAGGACGAUGGUGUUGGACAAGGAAGAGGGUGUGCCGAUGCUCUCUGUCCAGCCCAAGGGGAAACAGAAGGGGUGCGCUGGCUGCAAUCGCAAGAUUAAAGACCGCUACCUGCUCAAGGCCCUGGACAAAUACUGGCAUGAGGACUGUCUGAAAUGUGCCUGCUGCGACUGCCGCCUGGGGGAGGUGGGCUCCACCCUGUACACGAAAGCCAACCUCAUCCUCUGUCGCAGGGACUACCUGAGGCUCUUUGGUACGACGGGGAACUGUGCAGCCUGCAGUAAACUGAUCCCAGCCUUUGAAAUGGUGAUGAGAGCCAGAGAUAAUGUUUACCAUUUGGACUGUUUUGCCUGUCAGCUUUGUAACCAGAGGUUUUGCGUUGGGGAUAAGUUUUUCCUAAAAAACAACAUGAUUUUGUGUCAAAUGGACUAUGAGGAGGGCCAGCUGAACGGGAGCUUUGAGACGCAGGUUCAAUAGUGGGAACCCCACGGUGGCAACAAUCGGCUCUUCACUUUACACACGAUGGAUGUUCCGCUGCACUCGGAGAAGACAAGCGUCCGUCUGCUUGCCUGCAAUACUUUUUAAGACCCCUUUAUCGGCCCCCACAACCCAAGGACUCUAUUGUAAAUGUUCAUCUUUUUGCCCCUCCCACGCCCCAACACUGAGCAGUUACAAAUGUUGAUGUACAGUUGUGCCUGCUAAGCUGAGCACUGUAUUGCUUGUAUGUUGUGUGAAAUUUGUUUCAGGCUUUUGGUUUUUCUUUCAGAAAUGGUUCACUGGAGGGUAUGUACAGUCUGUUUUCCCUGUAUAUAUAAACUGGAACAUUUAUUUUAUGAAAUGUAAUGCAAUUUUAUUACUAGUGUGAAUUAAAGAUUCUUAAAUGUUCACAA
Nothobranchius furzeri (turquoise killifish) is the source of this 1613-nucleotide messenger RNA. It is a transcript of the gene lmo1, whose product is annotated as LIM domain only 1. Lineage: Eukaryota; Metazoa; Chordata; Actinopteri; Cyprinodontiformes; Nothobranchiidae. The record is from RefSeq and is a predicted model, not a curated record. Gene Ontology annotation, biological process: positive regulation of transcription by RNA polymerase II. Gene Ontology annotation, cellular component: nucleus. Gene Ontology annotation, molecular function: DNA-binding transcription factor binding; transcription coactivator activity.